Staurois parvus is the source of this 330-nucleotide messenger RNA. The record is from the annotation of a GenBank genome assembly. NCBI's taxonomy places the organism in Eukaryota, Metazoa, Chordata, Amphibia, Anura, Ranidae.
UGGGCACAUGUGGGUGGCACUGGUGGGCACAGGUGGGUGGGCACAGGUGGGUGGCACUGCUGGGCACAGGUAGGUGGCACUUCUGGGCACAGAUGUGUGAAAUUGCAGAGUGGCACAGGUGGGUGCACUGCUGGGCACAGGUGGGUGCACUGCUGGGCACAGGUGGGCGGAACUUGCGGGUGGCACUGCUGGGCACCGAUCAUCAGGGCACUGAUCAUCAGUGCCCUGAUGAUCGGUGCCGAUCCCCGCUCUGACAACUGCCGGUUCUCGGCAGUACUUUCCUCGCGAUCUGACAGCGUGAGGAAAGUGCAGCCGAGAACCGGCACUUGC